AUGCGCAAUAUUGUAAUGCGCAGGUCACAGCUGUCCAAACAUGGAGGUUGAACUAAGGCACAGCUUGCUUGUUCCCAGGCGUACGUAAUAGCCCCCGAAUAUCGACUAACCAACCAGCAAACCGCUACCAAAGGUUACUAUAACUGACAGUUUAUCAUUCUUUGUUGUUCGAUCGUUUGUUGAUUGUUGGAAUGACGAUGGAAAACAUGGGCGAGCUGCCGGAUCAACAACUUAACGAUUCGUCCGUCACCACACCAUUGAGUGUCGGAGGAGGCAGUGGAGUAGACACAGCAAGCCAACAGUCCUCACGCGAUACCACUCAGUCUGACACUGACUUCCCAGCAGUACCCAGUGUCAGUGCAGUGUCCAGCCCCGAGGCCGAGUUGUCACCAUCCAUCGACAUCUCAAGAACUGAGGCCAUUCCGGUUACGGUGGCCAGUAUGAUCGACAGUACGGAGUUCCGUUCCCAAAUGGGGGACGUCACAUACCAGACUCUGAACGGGAGGAUGAGCCCCAACUACAGCCCCAACAGCUAUGCUACGCUCACUCCGUUACAACCACUACCCCCCAUUUCUACAGUGUCAGAAAAGUUCAACCAGAUUCAGGCUUCAAAUGUAGGUGGUAAUGGAUUUACACUUAUGAACAAUGGACUGGGAAUGGAUAUGAACACUGCUUACAGAUAUGACAAAAUGAUGGGGAUGGGGAUGAACAUCUCCAAUAUGGGUCCAAGUUUGGCCACAAGCCCCAUGACAAUGAUGACAACAAAUGGAUAUCCACAAAGUGUUGGACCUUACGGUUAUAAUGUGAAUGUGAGUCUUGGUGUAAGUCAAAAUGGACUGCCUUCACCCAAGUCCGAUCAUAAGUCUCCUACAGGAUUAUCACCAAAUACAUAUGAAACAUAUCGAAAUCUGGCUCCACCUCCUACACGACUCAGUUCCCCAAAUCCUGUCAUGAUGUCAACACUCAAUGGAUUGCAUGGGAACCAUACAGUUACACCUGAUGCAUCACCAAAUAGUCAAAGUUCCAGCCCCCAGAGGGGUCAGUCAGUCGGUCCAAUGGAUUCUCAGAGCAAUAAAGAACUUGAGGAAAUAAACACAAAGGAACUGGCACAGAGAAUCAGCAGCGAACUUAAACGUUAUAGUAUACCACAGGCAGUUUUCGCUCAGAGAGUUUUAUGUAGAAGUCAGGGAACAUUAAGCGAUCUUUUGCGAAAUCCAAAACCAUGGAGCAAACUGAAGUCUGGGAGGGAAACAUUCCGCAGAAUGUGGAAAUGGCUUCAAGAACCAGAAUUUCAGCGAAUGUCUGCAUUGCGCCUUGCAGGCAAAUCAUUCGGGGAGGUGUCCAUUAAGGAGGAAUCAGUGUCAGCAGCCAGCUUUGGGCACCCUAUAGCCAGCAUAGCCUGUAAAAGAAAGGAACAGGAGCAGCAAGCCCAGGACCAGAGGCACCCCAAAAAACCCAGGCUAGUGUUUACUGAUAUUCAGAGGAGAACGUUGCACGCAAUAUUUAAGGAAACCAAGAGACCGUCAAAGGAAAUGCAAGCUACUAUUGCACAACAACUCGGACUCGAAGUGUCCACUGUCGCCAAUUUCUUCAUGAACGCUCGCCGGCGGUCCAUUGAUAAAUGGCGAGACGACAACGGUAACAACAAUCGAGACAGUGUGCCCAAGAGCUGAGUUGUCGUGACGAUGUCCAACAGGUUUCUCAGUGAUUGUGGUCGGUCAUCUUCGUUGUGCAUCCAUAUUUUGUUCAUCUGUCCAUAGAACAGUCAUCGGUAUGGCGUACAUCGUACCGAAAAACAUUUCAUAUAUAUAAACAUUAUAUAUUGAUGAAUUAUCAUUAUGUUACAAAGAAAUGUAUGUGUGUGCAUGCAGAUGUGUGUGAGUGAGGGUUGUUGUAUGCAUGUGGGGAGGUGUGGUGUUCCGAUAUCUUCUCCCACAUACCAAAGCUCUAGCAUAACUAUGGUGUUCUCAUCAAAAACCACAUGACUAGAGGCUGGACCAUAUUUAUUUUCUGCCCUUGUUAAGAAAUCCCAGAUCAAUCAUUCCAUUUACAAUGUUGUAUUUUUUAACUUAUGUGGAAAUCUUUUUAUUUACAGUACAAAUAUUUUAACACUUUUUGAAUUUUUAAUUUUGUUUUUUUCUUUUGUUAGACUUAAAGUCAAAUGAUUUUUGUAGUUCAUCUGAGUUAUUAAUUUGGCUCAUAAUUCGUUGAUGUUGUGUUGUUUAGUUUGUGAUUAUGAGGGUUAAUAUAAAACUUUAAUCAAGUUUUAAAAGAAAAAUUUGAUGGCAAGGUAUAGGGCAUUUUCAAUCAAUCAAGAAAUACCACUCGUUUCACAGUGUUUUAUGUGUGUUUGGACAAGACAUGUAACGGUUACACAUCAAACACAGCUAUUUUGACGGGACAUUUUUCUGUGACCUCGUGCCACCAUUCCUUUACAUAGUGCUCAAGCAUUUUUACAUCCUGUGCCUAACUGACUGGCACAAAUUGGUAUUGAUUUAUCAUUAGAGGUUUUUACACCCAAGGUUUUUAAAUUGAAAUUGGGAAGUCAGUGCUCUUUUCCAAGAUUGAUAAUCUAAAAGUAUUUUAAUGGCUCUUAAGAUGCUGAAAUUAAGUGUAUUUGAAUGAAAUAAUUAUGAAGUUUUGAAAAUUGGUUAAAUCUAAUGGUUGAUGAUUAAGGUUUUGAAGUGUCUGCUCUCUGCUUAUAUAUAUAGAUAAUAUAAUUUAUAAAGAAGCAGAAGAUUAUAAUCAAUCAUGACAAAUGUAAUUUGAUAUGUUGUUACUACUGUUGAUUGUCUCCCCAAGGUGGACAAACCUGACCGCAGCCAGCAUAACUCUAGUCAGAUCAGAUACAACAGUUAGCCUCAGAAUACUGAGUCCAUAACUUGCCAUCAACUCCCUCCUUUUAUGAAGUUUAGUUUUUAGCGAAUUCCACUGAUCUGUCUCAUGUGUUUGUUCCUUACUACGUAUGUAUUAGGAGUUCAUUGGCAGGUGCUUAUUUAUUUUAUUUAUGGCUUAUUGUUGAUGUUGUGUUUCCUUGUGCUUUUAUUUAUCCCUGUGAAUUUUUUUACAUCCAUGACAUAUCAAAUCUACAACUGUACAGCAUGCUGUAUGUGUUCAAAACAUCCCAAAGACCAAGAUCUAGUCAGUCCUGACCAUGGUCUUUCUAUAUCUUGACAACAUUCACUUGGAACAAAUUAAUUAAUCCCUAACUGAUCAAUGGUCAUUGAUUCGAGCAAUCAUUGUAUCAAAUUUGUGCAAUAUUUACUGAUUUUUGUUAGUCCUUAAACUAUUUAAGGUGACACGUUAAUUAUUUGUUGAUUUUUGUUUUAUUGUAAUAAUUGUUGAUUAAUUUAUUUAGUGCCCAGAUACCGCGUCAUGUGGAAAAGUCUUGUGUUCGUAUGCAGGUUGUAAAUGUUUGGUUGAUCCUUCUAAUUGAUAUGUGUAUCUACCAUUACUGUAAUGGUCUCUAUUGGGCAGCACCUGCUUAUGUUGAGAUCUCACUGAUCAUAGGAUGUGAACGUGUCCAACUGGUGUGUCCGUUAACUUACAAGUUACACAGAGGAAAGCUGAGCUUUAUUCACGACAGUCGGCACAAGAGCUGAAAACUCAGCUUAAUCCAACCAGCACACGAGUUGAAAGGUCAUCAUGAUCACAUCAGUACAUGAGUUAAAAGGUCAUCGUGAUCACAUCAGUACAUGAGUUAAAAGGUCAUCAUGAUCACAUCAGUACAUGAGUUAAAAGGUCCAGUAGAUAACUGAUGAGCUCAUGAGUUUAAUGGUAACACUAUUCUUAAUCACUCAUGAGUUUAAGUCAUCGUUGCCCGGCCAGAUUAGGCAUAGAUGAAUUUGUUAAUCUAGAAUCUAGUCAAGGGAUUUUCGGAGAUAAAUAUAUAGCAUAAUAUUGUGCUAAUAUUUAGGACAGUGUCCUAGAGAGCGAUAUGCUUAUUUCCGUUAUUCCGGUCAAGUUGCUAAAUUUUCCUGAUUGCAAAGGUUCUACUGUGUACCGGUACACAAAUCAAAUAACAAAACACCAAUAGUGUUAUAGUGGUAAUCACUAAAAUGAUUGAUAGUGUUAUCGUGGUAAUCACUAAAAUGAUUGAUAGAGUUAUAGUGGUAAUCACU
Molecule: messenger RNA, 4121 nt
Organism: Mizuhopecten yessoensis (Yesso scallop)
Lineage: Eukaryota; Metazoa; Mollusca; Bivalvia; Pectinida; Pectinidae
Product: homeobox protein onecut-like
Exons: 3
Coding region: 192-1673 (493 amino acids)
Biological process (GO): regulation of transcription by RNA polymerase II
Cellular component (GO): nucleus
Molecular function (GO): DNA-binding transcription factor activity, RNA polymerase II-specific; RNA polymerase II cis-regulatory region sequence-specific DNA binding
Source: RefSeq, a predicted model, not a curated record